AUGUCUGCCACAGGAGAAGGAGACCUGGCCGCAGGUGGCCUGGACAGGCCCGUGGGCGUGCCGGGGGCGUGUGCCCUGGCGGCCGGGGCUGGCGACGGGCUGGUCGGCGACUCGGGGCCCCAGGGGGCGGCGAGAGUCACGGCGGCGGCGGCGGCGGCGGGAGCCCUCGGGGAGGCGGCGGGGGAGCCGGGGGCCGGCGGCCCGGAGGGCGGGAGCGCCGAGGAGGACUCGGACAUCGAGCCGGCCGAGGAGGGCGAGGAGGCGGCGGCGGCGGGCCGCCUGGCGGUGGACGCGGCGCAGUUCCCGCGGGCGAGCUUACGCCUCCUGUUCCUGGAGUUCGCGCAGUCGCUGCUGCGCCGCCUCUUCUACAAGAACCACGUGCUGCUACGGCCCUGGCCUCCGGCGCCCGACGGCUCGGCCCAGCGCCCCGCGCCCCGCGGGCCGGCGCCGCCAGAGCCGGCCGCCUGCGCCCUGCCGCCGGUCCAGGAGCCGGGGGCGGAGGCCGCGACCCAGGAGCCCGCGACCCAGGAGCCCGCGGAGGAGGCCGCCGCCCCGGAGGAAACAACUAAAUAUCGGUGUGAAAACUCGAAUGAAGAGGCCCACGACGCUGCAGACAAGGACGAAAAAGAGAAGUUUAACAAAAAACAAGAAGGACCCGAAAACGCUCUGGACCCCACAGACAGCACACCGAGAAAAUCCAGUUGGGAGGAAUAGAAAGAAGAUGGAGAAAGAAGAACGAACCUGCUCUUCACCCUUUAGGUUUUUCGUUUUUUAGAAGCCCAAGGGAAUUUUAUCAACACUGAUUUCAUUCCAACUUCAUCACCCCAAAAGUGACAUCCACUGACAUCUGACUUUUCCCUUACAUUUUGCAGAUAUAUUUGACAGCAUUUCUUCUAGUUAAAAAAUUUGUUUUAAAUUAGUAAACUGAAAUGAAGGCAGAUUUUAUUUACAUAAAUAAUCCUGACAAAUCUUUUACCUCGUUUUUUUUUUUUUUUGGCUUACUGUACCUUCAUUAAGACUUAUCACUUUCCACCAUUUGGUAAGCCUAUUUUUAUUAUUUUAUUGCAGCUCAAAAUAAGUUAAAAUGUCAAGUUUAAAAUAAUUUUGUGAAGAGAGAGAUGGAGGUCAAGCCUUUAAUGCUGCACUGUCCACUGUUAGUCACUAGCCAUAUCUGGCUCCUGAGCACUUGAAAUAUGGCUAGUCUGAUUUGAGAUGUGCUACAGGUAUAAAAACAAGUUACAUAUCUUACUAAUAAUUUUAUACUGAUUACAUGUUGAAGUGAUAAUAUAUUGAAUUAAA
Equus quagga is the source of this 1299-nucleotide messenger RNA. Its product is annotated as cancer/testis antigen 47B-like. The coding region runs from base 1 to 714 and encodes 237 amino acids. NCBI's taxonomy places the organism in Eukaryota, Metazoa, Chordata, Mammalia, Perissodactyla, Equidae. The record is from RefSeq and is a predicted model, not a curated record. The transcript is spliced from 3 exons.